Closterium sp. Naga37s-1 is the source of this 2778-nucleotide messenger RNA. The record is from the annotation of a GenBank genome assembly. Lineage: Eukaryota; Viridiplantae; Streptophyta; Zygnematophyceae; Desmidiales; Closteriaceae.
AUGGCAAGGCGGUCGGCCGAGGCUGCGUGCGGCUGUGCGGUGCGGCAGUGCAGCCUCAGCGUGUCCGCUCGUCAGGUUCGUCCCUCGCCCCCUCGCGCUCUCGCUCGCUCGCCUAUUCGUCCACUCGCCCACUCGCCCGCUCCCUCAUUCUCUCCCACUUUAGUCUGCUCCUCUCGUGUAUCGAGUCACGCCACCCCCUCGCCUCCGUUGUAUCGCGUCACGCCACCCCCUCGCCUCCGUUGUAUCGCGUCACGCAUCCCCCUCGCCUCCGUUGUAUCGCGUCUCGCCACCCGCUCGCCUCUCAGCGCCGAUAAAAGCGCCCACUUAUCCCUCCCCCUUCCCCCGGCUUUCUCCCGUUGCAGGAGAUUGCCACGUGCCGGAACCCCAUUGCUGCGUGCGCCCUCUUCACAACGCGGCGGCAGCAGCAACAGAAGCGGCGGGCGGCAGGCAGGAAAGGCGCGAGCGAGGUUUGAGACGGAGGGGAGGGGGAGAUACGAGCGAGCGGGGUAUGCGAGCUACGGGGAGUGGGACCCGCGCGCGGGGACAGGCGCGGAGGAGGAGGCGGAGGAGGGGGAGGGCGAGGGAGAGGGCGAGAUGAGCGCGGGAAUCGGGGCGGGGGAGGUCGAUGACAGGGGGUGGCGGACGGCGGAGGAGGUUCGGCGGGAGGUGGAGGCGCGGAGGCGCGCGGAGGCGGAGGCGGAGGCAGUGCGCGCAGCAGUGGAGGAGUAUAGAGACGCGGAGGAGUUCCUUAUCACGGAUAUAAAAGAAUCCGCGAAUCCCAACUACCUCGCGUCGCACCAGUCGUACCCCUCCCCCUUCAUCUACAUCCGCCCCGUCUGCUCGCGCCCCAACGAGGGGGAGCGCUUCCCCCGCGCGCGCAACCUGCUCGUGGGCGAGGCGGACCCGCUGGAGCGCGUGCGCGCGCACAUGGCGCGCGCGGAGGGGCGCGAGUACGUGCCUGCGGGCAUGAGGGGUGGCGGAGAGGGAAGCGGGGGCGAGGACGAGGAGGAAGAGUGGGGGAAGGGGGACGAAACGGAGGAGGAGCAAGAGGGAGAGGACGAGGACGAGGGGGAGGGGGAGGGGGGGUUGGCGCGCAGCGGGGGGGGCGGGCGGUUUUGGGAGGAGGAGGAGGACGAGGCGUGGGAGGCGGAGAGCGCGGCGCUGAGGGGGCUGAGCGGGUGGGCGCGCAUGCGAGGUGCGUGGGCGCUGGAGGACCGCGAGAGAGACGCUGCAGCUGCUGCCACCGCUGCUGCUGGUGUUUCUGCUGCUGCAGCCGGGGGGGAGCAGUUGGGCGCGGACGGGCAGGGGUUGGUGCAGGAGAAGGGGGCUACGGGGGGAGUGGGCGCGUGGGCGCGGGGGGAGGCGUUUGUGGGGGAGGUGGCGCCUCUGGAGGUGGUGGGGGAGGAGGAGGUGUGGUGGAACUGGCAGAAGAACGAGGGCGAGCAGCAGAUCUGGACCGCCUGGCAGAAGGAGGCCGCCACCACCGAUGCGGUGCGCUGCGCACUAAUGUACGGAGGGGCAGCACCAUGCUCUCACUGCGUGCGCUCGCAGUGGCAUUCUCACACGCACAGGCCUUGUCGCUGCCAGCAGCAGCAGGCGCUGAAGCCACUUUGUCUGCCCUCCUCGUCCCCCCCCGCUUCCACUCCCCCUUCCCUCCCCACUUUCCUUCCCCUGUCUCCUCCCUUCGUCUCCCCCUUCACCUGGCAGGCAAUGGCACUGGCAGCAGCGGAGGCGGGGCACAUAAGGCUGCACGGCGACAAGCCCACCACGGCCCCCCUUUGUAACAGCAGGCGACGGCCUUGGGUCCCCCUGUGCUACCAGCAACAGCUGGCGAUGGCACUGGCAGCAGCGGAGGCGGGGCACAUCAGGCUGCACGGCGACAAGCCCACCACGGCAGAGGCCGUGCUCGCCAGGGUGCGCCGCAAGCCGCUUGCAGAUGAGAGACUAGCCAAGGAGGAGGAGCUGAGGGGGCGCCUGGGCGACCUGGCGUACUACCAGGAGUGGGUGGCGGCAUGGCCUCAUGACACGUCGCUCAAGGCCGUGCGGCGCGUGGCGAGGGAGACGGGGCGGCCCAUGGAGCACCAGAUACUGGACAUGCUCGCCAUGCAGACCCAGCGCGAGUACAACGCCAUGUGUGGGAGGGACGUGCGGCUGCAGAAGGACCCGCUGGCCAUCCGAAUGGACAAGAAGCAGUGCAAGCGCGUGUGGGGCGGCGACCCUGUGUACCCCACGGUGAACUACGAGCAGCAGCCAGACCACGUGGUGGACUACCGCGGACCCAACUUCCACGAGCCUAGUGAAGACCCCUUCAGCGUCGUGCGCCAGCAAGGCAGGGUGGUGACGCAGGAGCAGAUGGAGGCUAUCAUGGCGCGCGAGCAGGAGGAGGAGGAGGCGUUCCUGCAAGAGCUGGAGGAGACAGGAGAGGACGCUGUUGACAUUGGCGAGGAGGAGGAGGAUGAAGAGGAGGAGGAAGAGGAAGAGGAGGACGAGGAGGAAGAGGACGAGAUAUCCGAGGACGAUGAUUCGGACGAGGGCCAGCCAGCACAGGCGUCGUCGCACGGGCAUGCGGUGCGGGAGGGGCGGGGGAGGCGGCCAGCGGAGAUCCUGGAGGAGGACGAGCAGACGGGCAUGCAGUGGGUGGCCGUGCCCACGCGCAUGGAGGGCACGCCUGGGCGACUCGCUUAUGAGGAGGACAGUGAGGGGAUGAGCGAGGAGGAGGAUGAGAGGGGGGAUGCUGCUGGUAGUGCAGGUGGUGGUGCUCCUAAAGGCGGUAUCUAA